Messenger RNA from Aspergillus affinis, 3381 nucleotides. RefSeq names its product mismatch repair protein MSH3 (gene msh3). The record is from RefSeq and is a predicted model, not a curated record. Bases 1 to 3381 code for a protein of 1126 amino acids. Gene Ontology annotation, cellular component: nucleus. Gene Ontology annotation, biological process: mismatch repair; mitotic recombination. Gene Ontology annotation, molecular function: ATP binding; mismatched DNA binding; ATP-dependent DNA damage sensor activity. NCBI's taxonomy places the organism in Eukaryota, Fungi, Ascomycota, Eurotiomycetes, Eurotiales, Aspergillaceae. The transcript has 3 exons.
AUGCCCUCGCAGUCGUCUCAAUCGCCAUCAAAUUCAUCCCCGAACCUCAAGCGCAAACAACCCUCCAUCGCAAGUUUUUUCGGGAAAAGACCACAGACAACCGAGAAGGAUCCGCACAAUGGCGCCAGCGAACAGCAAGAACGGGGCAAUGGUAUCAUUGAAGCCAGUUCUCAAGAGAAAGAGAAUAAGAACACAACGCAUGUCAUGGAUGAUGAAGACGAAGAUAUAGUGGUACCUGCCGCAAAACGGUCCAAAAGAAACGGAGCUCCCUCAGAAGACGAGGCCAAAACCUCUGCCCAACCUGCCCCAACCCAGCCAGACCGAACGUCAUUAUUGAACAGCAGCCAACGAACUGAGAUAUUCCGAUUCGCGAGCUCGCCGGCCGCCGUCCCGGAGAAAGAAGAAGACAACAGAUCAAACGAGGAGGAUAGGGAGCGACGGAAAGAAAGGGAGAAGCUACAUAAGCAGUUUGUUCAGAAGCUGGGUGGUCCGGAUUGCCUCAUCGGGAUUGGCAGACAUGCUGCCAAAGAGGCUUCUGUCGCGGCAGAUGAGGCUGGGGAGGGCGAUGAAGAAGAGGAACCUACCCCAGCCCCUCCGACUAAAGGAAAGGCCACAGCAAAGAAAGGUGGAAGCAAACUGACACCGAUGGAGAAACAAGUUAUCCAGAUCAAGCACAAGCACAUGGACACAAUAUUAGUGGUCGAAGUUGGCUACAAGUUUCGGUUCUUUGGCGAGGAUGCGAGGGUGGCUGCGAAGGAGCUGAACAUCGUUUGCAUCCCAGGGAAGUUCAGAUAUGAUGAACACUCCUCGGAGGCGCAUCUGGACCGGUUUGCAUCCGCCAGUAUACCAGUACACAGACUCCAUGUUCACGUGAAACGACUUGUUUCUGCUGGGCACAAGGUUGGGGUAGUUCGGCAAGUGGAAACAGCUGCUCUGAAGGCUGCUGGGGAUAAUCGCAACGCCCCCUUUGGCCGCAAGCUCACCAAUUUGUACACAAAAGCAACUUAUAUUGAUGAUGUUGAGGGGUUGGAGGGACCCACGCAUGCGACAUCUAGUGGCGCUUCUUUAGCAACUGGCUAUAUGCUUUGCAUCACAGAGACUAAUGCGAAAGGCUGGGGAAACGAUGAGAAGGUGCAUGUAGGCAUUGUUGCUGUCCAGCCGGCAACGGGAGAUAUCGUAUACGAUGAUUUCGAAGAUGGAUUUAUGCGAAGUGAAAUUGAGACCCGGUUACUUCACAUCUCGCCUUGUGAAGUUCUCAUUCUAGGGGAACUGUCCAAGGCUACCGAAAAGCUUGUACAGCAUCUUUCGGGCGGCAGGACAAAUGUCUUCGGUGACAGCAUCCGUGUUGAGAGAGCGCCAAAAUCGAAAACGGCGGCAGCAGAAUGUCACAGUCACGUUUCUAGCUUCUAUGCCGGAAAAAUGAAGACGGCUGAUGCCGUGGACGAUGAGGUGUCGAGCGCCCUGCUCCAAAAAGUGCUCAAUUUACCUGAGCAGGUAACGAUCUGUCUCUCCGCGAUGAUCGAGCAUCUGACGGAAUACGGUCUGGAGCACGUUUUCCAGCUGACGAAGUAUUUCCAACACUUUUCGUCUCGGUCACACAUGCUGCUCAAUGGCAACACUUUGGUUAGCCUCGAGAUCUACCAAAACCAAACCGAUCAAUCUACAAAAGGCAGUCUCUUCUGGACACUCGAUCGGACACAGACUCGCUUUGGGCAGAGGCUACUUCGGAAAUGGGUAGGACGUCCACUUUUAGAGAAAGCGAGGCUUGAAGAAAGGAUCGAUGCCGUUGAAGAGCUGAAAAACACAGAAAGGAUCGCUAUGGUAGAGCGUAUUAAAGAGUUGUUGGGACGAGUGAAGAGCGAUUUAGAGAAAAGCUUGAUACGGAUAUAUUAUGGGAAGUGCACACGUCCGGAACUUCUCACUGUCUUGCGGACAUUGCAGAUGAUUGCCCAGGAGUUUGCUGAUUUCCAGACCCCAGCGGAUACUGGAUUUUCAUCGACCGUCGUUAGCGAGGCAAUCGCGUCUUUGCCCACCAUUUUGAAGGAAGUUGUGUUCUUCCUCGAUAAAAUUAACCUGCAUGCCGCCAAAAGUGACGAUAAAUAUGCCUUUUUCAGGGAAUCAGAGGAGACGGAGGAGAUAAGUGAGCACAAACUUGGAAUCGGCAGCGUCGAGCAUGAGUUGCAGGAGCAUCUCUCUGUCGCCGCUGAGAUCCUCAAGAGGAAAGAAGCGCGUUAUGCUACUGUUGCGGGCAUCGAAUACUUGAUCGAGGUCGAGAAUAGUUCACCUGCUAUUAAGCGUGUGCCUGCAUCUUGGGUGAAAGUAAGCGGUACCAAAAAGGUCUCAAGGUUCCACACUCCUGAAGUUAUCCAGCUACUGCGUCUCAGAGACCAGCACAAAGAAGCCCUGGCUGCGGCUUGUGAUCAAGCGUACAUGGCGCUUCUCAGCGACAUUUCGGCAAAUUACCAGUCUUUCCGGGACUGCGUACAGUCGCUUGCAAUCCUUGAUUGUCUAAUAUCGCUUUCAGUCAUUGCCAACCAGCCUGGCUAUGUGAAGCCUGAAUAUACGGACCACACAUGUAUCCAUGUUGAACAAGGUCGUCACCCUAUGGUUGAACAACUUCUGCUGGAUAGCUACGUUCCAAAUGAUAUCGCAUUGGACAGCGAUGAGACCCGCGCUCUCCUUGUGACGGGUCCAAACAUGGGUGGUAAAUCCAGCUAUGUACGACAGAUAGCGUUGAUUGCCAUCAUGGGACAGAUCGGGUCCUAUGUUCCUGCUCAGUCAGCUAAACUUGGCAUGUUGGAUGCUGUUUUUACCCGGAUGGGGGCAUUUGAUAAUAUGCUGGCGGGCGAAUCUACUUUCAUGGUCGAGCUUUCUGAAACGGCAGACAUCCUGAAGCAAGCGACGCCGCGUUCACUCGUUAUCUUGGACGAACUGGGCCGUGGUACAUCCACGCAUGAUGGCGUUGCAAUCGCGCAGGCGGUUCUCGAUUACAUGGUCAGGUCUAUACGCAGCCUUACCCUCUUCAUCACGCAUUAUCAACAUCUUGCUUCAGUAGUGCACUCGUUCCGCAACCACGAGCUUCGAAAUGUGCAUAUGCGGUUUACGGAGUCGGGAUCUGGGAAGGACGAAGAUAUUACCUUCCUUUACGAGGUUGGCGAAGGAGUGGCUCAUCGCAGUUACGGACUUAACGUUGCGCGGUUGGCGAAUCUGCCAAGGCCUUUGCUUGACGUUGCGAAGCAGAAGAGUGCCGAACUGGAGGCCAAGAUCCAACGCCGGAAACUGGCUGGUCUGGUGUCGGUGGUGGGAAAUGUCAUGGACGAUUCGUCCGAAACAAACCAAGCCUUGGUGGAGCGACUGAUCAACAGUGCGGAGCAAUUAUAG